CCUGACAACAUUAAAGUCAACAACCAACAUGAAGAAAGACAUUUUUACCAAAUGCUGUGUCCCAUUUGCGUAUUGUCUUUUCUAGUCCACUUUACCUAUAGUCUAAAUGUGAAAAAUAUUUCUUUGACAAUGCCAAAUGUACACCCUGAUACAGAAGAUUCCACUUUUUGCACGUCCCAGAAACUUAAUUCCACGAUAUACCUAGUGGCUUUUGAACCAAAAGCAAGCUUGCAGUUUGUUCACCAUCUACUCGUAUUUGGGUGUUCAAAACCUGGAAGUGUGGACCCAUAUUGGAACUGUGGCGAAACGAAAAACCCUUGUGGUGAAAGUAUCCCAAAAAUCAUCUAUUCAUGGGCUCUGAACGCCACACCAUUCCAUUUACCAAAAAAUGUGGCUUUUAAAGUAGGACCUAAAUCCCAAAUUAACUACCUAGUGUUGCAAAUUCAUUACACGCAUAACUUCCACAAGAACCAAACUGACAUCUCUGGUUUAAACCUCAUGUACACCAAGAAGUACCAAAAUAAACUGGCUGGAAUUUUGGCUUUAGCCUCUGAAGGUCUGAUACCUCCUCGGACCAUAACGACGUUGGAAACACUGUGUCAAAUUAAAGAAAACAAAACCAUUUUUCCGUUUGCCUUCAGGGUCCACACGCACGAGUUAGGCAAACUGGUUUCUGGUUAUAGUACUCACAAAGAUGGCAAUGGUGUUGACCAUUGGUUUCUUUUGGGGAAGAAAAAUCCACAGGAAGCACAGUUGUUUUGUCCUGUUGUGAAUAGGAAGCCUGUGACGUUUGGGGAUAAGUUGAUGGCCAGAUGUACCAUGGAUAGUAGACACAAAGGUACUUAUACCAUUGUAGGACCUGGGCAUGACGACGAGAUGUGUAAUUUUUACAUAGCGUAUUACGUGGAAAAAGGGACGCCUUUAAGAAUGAGUUACUGCAUUUCCACCAGAGUGUAAAAAUAAAGUCAACAACGCUAGAAGAAACGAAAUCAGUUUAAAUAAAAAUCCUAGUACUAGUA
Zophobas morio is the source of this 1019-nucleotide messenger RNA. RefSeq names its product peptidylglycine alpha-hydroxylating monooxygenase-like. The transcript has a single exon. The record is from RefSeq and is a predicted model, not a curated record. Gene Ontology annotation, biological process: peptide metabolic process. NCBI's taxonomy places the organism in Eukaryota, Metazoa, Arthropoda, Insecta, Coleoptera, Tenebrionidae. Bases 52 to 957 code for a protein of 301 amino acids. Gene Ontology annotation, molecular function: copper ion binding; dopamine beta-monooxygenase activity. Gene Ontology annotation, cellular component: membrane.